GGCAACACUGACAACGACGGUCCUGCAAUCGACUCUAGUCUGCAUGAUGUGGAAACGUCAAUCAAAAAGUAAACAGCUGUUGCAAGGUCGUGAAUCAGCAAAUUAUUCUUUACGGUGAUUAUAUUACUUUGUGAAAUUGAUUAUAUUACGUUGUGAGAUUAUAAUUAAUCUUAAAUUUACAGCCUCUAAUCUAAAUUCCUAAUAAGCGUGAAUUCAUCUAUACCUAUAUUAGCUAGUGUUUAAUCCUAAAAAUUGUAAGUGCUGGAAUCGAAUUUUGCCUAUGUUACAUGCUAAUGAAUUGAAAAAUUUAUAGAAACUAGAAAACACCAAUAGCCAGCCUAGUGGGAAAACGAUCGCUCUCCACUAUCCUAAUAAGUACACCAAAUUUCUAAAAGCAUUCACACUCAAACCACACAGUGUUGCUAUUUGGAGUUGGUGACAUAACCCAACAUAUCUUUUAGAAAUUUGUUCGGGUAUCGAUAGUAAUGUCAGAUCGUGAGAAAUCCCCUAGAAACUGCCAGUCCUGUUCACGGAGGGACUCAGCAGAGAGUGAGAUGGUGCAGUGCAAAUCCUGCAAACUCUGGGAGCAUUUCGGAUGCGCCGGUGUCGACGAACAGAUUCGCCGGGCUGAUGCCACGUACAUCUGUGAGCGAUGUGCACUACCAGGGGUUUCCAACGACGACCAUCUCAACGUCCCCUUCGUCGAAUCACGCUCCAAAGGAAUGAAGGCAGGUUCAAAGGCGAGUUCCAAGGGCGGCUCGAAAAAAGGAAAGAAAAUUCUCGACCCAACCGGCAGCGUGACGUCAAGCGUGCGGGUGGCAAUGCUAGCGGAACAGCUGAAGCUCGUCGAAGAACAACAAGUCUUGGAGGAACAGGAACUGAAGGAACAAGAAGAGAUUAAAAAACGCCUUCUGGAAGAAGAAGAACGUCAGUUGGAGGAGAAGAAAAGGCUCGCAGAGGAGUCCAAACAGAUCCGUGAGCGUAAGUUGCAGGACGAACUAGAAGCAAAACGGAAACAACAGCAAGUAAGGAGAGAGUCAUUCGAAAAGCGUCAAGAGAUCAUCAGACAAAUGGCCGAAGCGAGCAGCAGAAGUGGAUCGAUUGUGAGCUCCGGCCAAAAAGUUCGUAAUUGGCUGAAUGAACAAGGUACUGGAAGAUCUGAGGGGAAUAAUGUUGGAGAAGUUAUUGGUCCCAACAUCAACCGGAUUCCCGAAGACCCGUUGGAAGUACUUAAUCAGACGCGACAGUCUGUGGCACGGAAUCUCGCAAACACGCAACCGCCUCUACCUGAAACACGGAAUCCUGCUAUACCGUUACCGUCACCCGCACCCAUACCUACACACUCAGGUCGUAUGCUAUCUCAGGAGCAGAUCGCGGCGAGGCAGGUUCUUGGAAAGGAUCUUCCAAACUUCGACGGAAACCCAGAGGAUUGGCCGGUCUUCAUAAGUAACUAUGAACAAUCAACGACCACCUGCGGAUACUCGGAUGCUGAGAACCUUGUCCGACUCCAACGAUCGCUCAAAGGAAAUGCUCUAGAGUCAGUGAAGAGCCGUCUACUCCUGCCGGCUAGUGUGCCACACGUAAUACAAACCCUGCGUACCCUUUUCGGCAGACCGGAGUUGCUCAUUAGGUCGAUGUUGAACAAAAUUCAUCACAUUCCACCACCUAGACACGACCGCCUAGAAACGCUGAUGCACUUUGGUCUGGCAGUGCAGAAUCUGGUAGACCAUUUAAAAGCAGCAAACCAAUACACCCACCUAAUGAACCCGAUGCUCAUGCAGGAGCUGGUGGAAAAACUACCCGGAUCACUUCGUUUAGAUUGGGCUGUUUUCAAAAAUAAAUAUCAAACUGCUACGCUGGAGACUUUCGGGGAAUUCAUGUCGGGGUUGGUGACGGCGGCUAGUGAAGUAUCUUUCACACUUCCGGGGGCUUACUCGAGCCAGAAACAUGCCACUGCAACGGACUCGCGGAGCGGAAAACAAAAGACUGGAAACACCGGAAUACUUCAAGCUCACUCGACAGACGAUCAACACCUCAUUCAGGAUGACAAUACCACCCCACGCUUCAAAUACGAGAAGCCAUGUCUUGCUUGUGGUCGAGCAGGGCACAGGGUCGCCGAAUGUCAGCAGUUCAACGGAGCAAGCGUUGACGAGCGUUGGGAGUUAGUGCAAAAGAAAGGGCUCUGCCGAACGUGUCUAAACAGCCACGGUAAAUGGCCAUGUCGGUCUUGGAGCGGAUGUGCAGUGGAGGGAUGUCGUCAAAGGCAUCAUACGCUUCUUCAUUCUACUACACCAUUGGAAAACGUGAAUAUCUCGCCCAGUCACGUCACAUCCGGUGGAUUUGAAUGGCCACUUUUUCGCAUCGUUCCAGUGGUAUUAUAUGGCCGUAAUUCUUCCCAGACGAUCUACGCCUUUAUAGAUGAGGGCUCGUCGUACACUCUGCUUGAAGACUCAGUAGCGAAGCGACUGGGUGUUAGUGGUACGGUAGAACCGUUGACACUGAAGUGGACAGGCGAUGUAACUCGGGUCGAAGCAAAAUCACAGAUUGUACAAUUCGAUAUAUCCGGCAAACGCGUUAAUUCUCGCUAUACUAUUACCCAUGCUCGCACCGUGGACCGUUUGGUCCUGCCAACCCAAACCAUGGAAUAUAAGGAUCUUGCACGUCGUUUCCCGCACCUACGUGGAUUGCCAAUCGAAGACUACGAGUUAAUUCAGCCAAAAAUACUCAUUGGACUCGAUAAUCUCAGGUUGGCCGUCCCACUGAAGCUACGAGAAGGUGGGCCGCUGGACCCUAUCGGCGCAAAAUGCCGGUUAGGAUGGAGCGUAUACGGUUGUGUUCCGAAUCAAGCAGCUCAUUCGUCGGUCGUGGGGUUUCAUGUGAAAGCAUCAUCUGAUUCAGACCAAGAAAUCAAUGACCUUCUGCGCGACUAUUUCACCUUGGACAAUGUUGGUGUCAUCGACCAAAGCAAUCUUAUCGAAUCGGAGGACGAGAAACGCGCUGGUCUGCUGCUGAAAGAGACCACUCAACGUACGCUAUCAGGCACGAACUUCGAAACUGGUCUACUAUGGAGGACCGGUAAACCGAACUUUCCAGACAGUUACCCCAUGGCCUUGCGACGUUUAGAAUCGCUAGAACGUCGGCUCAAACGUGAUCCCAGUUUGCAGGAGUCUGUUCGAGAUCAAAUAGCGGAUUAUGAGCGCAAAGGUUAUACUCACCGGGCUAGUCUGACAGAACUAACGUCGGUGGAAUCAAGCCACGUAUGGUAUCUACCACUGGGUGUUGUUACCAAUCCUAGAAAACCAGGCAAAGUACGGCUGAUCUGGGACGCAGCCGCAAAAGUUGGAAACACCUCUUUCAAUUCCCAACUUCUCAAAGGUCCAGAUCUGCUGACUCCUCUCCCAAAGGUUUUGUACCAAUUUCGACAAUAUCCAGUGGCGGUGACCGGUGACAUAAUGGAAAUGUUUCACCAGAUUAAGAUUCGCAGUCCAGAUUGCCAGUCUCAACGUUUCCUGUACCGAGAGAAUACGAUGGACAUCCCUAAGAUCUACGUGAUGGACGUAGCAACCUUCGGUUCAACCUGCUCCCCGGCGUCGGCACAAUACGUGAAGAACCUCAACGCAGAAGAGAACGCCGCAGAAUACCCUCGAGCAGCGGAGGCCAUUGUAAAAAGGCACUACGUUGACGACUAUUUAGAUAGUUUCAAGUCGAUUUCGGAGGCAGUAAGUGUUGUAAACGAAGUGAAAUUGGUACACGCUAAAGGCGGAUUCACCCUCCGUCGAUUUCUGUCCAACGUACCAGAGGUCUUGCAAGGUAUUGGGGAGGAGUUGCAGACCGAAAUGAAGGACCUAGAUCUUGAGCGAGCAGGUAAGAUUGAAUCGGUUUUGGGAAUGAAGUGGGUUCCAGAUUCGGACAUUUUCAUCUAUACUUUCGGCGCCCGAGAAGACAUCCUUAAAAUCCUGCACACUGAUCACGUUCCUUCAAAGCGAGAAGUUGCCAGGGUAGUGAUGAGUUUGUUCGAUCCACUCGGGCUCAUCUCCUACCUCCUGGUUCAUGGAAAAGUCCUAAUUCAAGAGCUUUGGGCGAAAGGAACUGAUUGGGACCAACAAAUUCCCCAAGACACGAAUAUGCGCUGGCGACAGUGGGCAGACUCGUUAAAGCAACUGGAUCGGCUCCGCAUACCACGAUGCUACUUCCCCUCUAACCAUCCACCUAGUUUCAUCCGUCUACAAAUUCAUUUGUUUGUAGAUGCUAGCGAUUCAGCAUAUGCAGCGGUUGUAUACUUCCGGCUGCAGACCGAACAAGACACGCAAGUGGCGCUUGUCGGUGCCAAAACCAAGGUGGCUCCACUGAAGGCUUUAUCGAUACCAAGGCUUGAACUUAAGGCAGCUGUUCUUGGUACCCGUCUGUUAGAAACAAUUCAAAAUCAACACACGUAUCCAGUAAGCCAACGCUUUUGUUGGACCGAUGCAAACACCGUCCUGGCAUGGAUUCGUGCUACUGAUCAUCGCCGUUACCACAAAUUCGUCGCUGUUCGAGUGGGAGAGAUUUUGUCGUCCACGCAACAGUCAGAAUGGCACUGGGUUCCAUCAAAAAUGAACGUUGCGGACCUGGCCACCAAAUGGAACAGUGAUCCACAAGCAAUGACCGUCGGUCCAUGGUUUCACGGACCGUCCUUUCUAUUUGAACCCGAAUCACACUGGCCCAAGCAAAAAGAAACCACCUCAACAGAAGUGGAACUUCGUCCUGCUCACUGCAACUUAGCUCACUUCUCAUCAAGUUUUUUGCUUGACAAAAUCAACAAGUGGUGCAAACUGCUACGUGUAUCUGCCUACGUGUUUCGUUGGAUCGAUAACCUCCGAAGGCGUAGAAACGGCGAGAAUCUGGAACUCGGUCCAAUCACCUGCGAUGAACUUCACAACGCCGAAGAAGCCCUGCUCAAGAUGGCUCAAAACGAAUGUUAUGCAGAGGAAAUUUCUACCCUUAGUAAAACGCAGGGUCCACCAGAGAUGCGGCAUCCUACUGUAAGCAAGUCCAGUACCAUCUAUAAGAAGUAUCCAUUCCUGGACGAUUCGGGAGUUCUGCGUAGUCGGGGACGAAUCGGCGCCGCACCGUAUGCUUCUUUCGAUGCUAAGUUUCCCAUAAUACUCCCAAAACGACACACGAUUACCUUUCUAAUUGUUGAUUGUUAUCAUCGGCGUUUACGACACGCCAAUCGUGAAACCGUGUUCAAUGAGAUCCGCCAACGUUACGAAAUACCCACACUUCGUCGGCUACUGGACAAGGUUCAACGAGCUUGCGCGCUUUGCCGCAUUGCGAAAGCUAACCCAAGGCCGCCGGUCAUGGCAUCGCUUCCUGAAAUGCGUUUGACGGCUUUCAUUCAACCCUUCACGUAUACGGGUGUGGACUAUUUCGGUCCAAUCUUGGUAAAGUUGGGCAGGAGCAACGUGAAGCGCUGGGUGGCGCUCUUCACCUGCCUUACCGUCAGAGCGGUACACAUGGAAGUAGUACAUUCACUAAGCACUAUUUCAUGCAUCAUGGCUGUUCAACGAUUUGUGGCUCGUCGCGGACAUCCAAGAGAGUUCUGGUCCGAUAAUGCCACGUGCUUUCAAGGUACUAGUAACGAACUAGAAGCGCACAACCGAGCUUUGGUCGAAAAGUUCACUACCUCUCAAUGCUCAUGGAAGUUUAUACCCCCUUCGACUCCCCACAUGGGGGGUGCGUGGGAGAGACUUGUUCGUUCAGUGAAAGUAGCUAUCGGAGCUGUUCUGGAGAGUUCACGCAAGCCUGACGAUGAAGUGUUGGAAACUAUACUCAUUGAAGCAGAAGGGAUGAUAAACUCGAGGCCGCUCACUUAUAUACCACUUGAGUCAGCCGAUCAGGAAGCAUUGACGCCUAAUCAUUUUCUGCUGGGCAACUCAUCUGGAGCAAAAUUUCUUCCCAACGGCCCACUGGAUGAUCACGUGAACCUUAGAAAAAGUUGGAACAUGGCAAGAUGCAUUGCAGAUGAAUUUUGGCGUAGGUGGCUCAAAGAGUAUCUACCAAUGAUUACUCGUAGAUGCAAAUGGUUUGAGGAUGUGAAGGACUUGCAAGUAGGCGAUUUAGUACUGCUGAUUGACGGAAAGACGAGGAAUCAAUGGGUUCGAGGACUGGUUGAAGAGAUCUACCCCGGGCGAGACGGCAGAGUACGGCAAGCGCUAGUACGGACAUCGUCGGGAAUUGUGCGUAGAUCAGCAGUGAAGCUGGCUGUAUUAGACGUCAAAGAGAAUAGUAAACCUGCCGUCGGUUCAACUGAAGUUCUAAACCCUCACCAAGGUUUACGGGCGGGGGUAUGUUAUGGCAACACUGACAACGACGGUCCUGCAAUCGACUCUAGUCUGCAUGAUGUGGAAACGUCAAUCAAAAAGUAA
This is a messenger RNA of Aedes albopictus (Asian tiger mosquito), 6407 nucleotides long. RefSeq lists its product as uncharacterized. NCBI's taxonomy places the organism in Eukaryota, Metazoa, Arthropoda, Insecta, Diptera, Culicidae. Bases 486 to 6407 code for a protein of 1973 amino acids. Gene Ontology annotation, biological process: DNA integration. Gene Ontology annotation, molecular function: zinc ion binding; nucleic acid binding. The transcript has 2 exons. The record is from RefSeq and is a predicted model, not a curated record.